AUGGAGCUGAAGAAGAAGCUGUUCAAGCUGGGGCUGGUGUUUCACCUGGAGCGGAGACUAAGGCACCACGUGGAUGGGGCUGUGAUAGACGAAGGGCUGAUCAUAUGGAAACAUCUCAAGAAGCAGGUGCACGUGCCAACAUUACCGUGUGGGAAGAGGCGCAGAAGACUCCCCCAUCAGAGCCAGCUUGCCCAGGAAGAGAAAGUGGCCAUGAAAGUGGAAGCCCCUCCCAAGCAAGCCAGGACUAG
This is a messenger RNA of Rangifer tarandus platyrhynchus (Svalbard reindeer), 248 nucleotides long. NCBI's taxonomy places the organism in Eukaryota, Metazoa, Chordata, Mammalia, Artiodactyla, Cervidae. The record is from the annotation of a GenBank genome assembly.